Ziziphus jujuba (common jujube) is the source of this 1454-nucleotide messenger RNA. RefSeq names its product xyloglucan endotransglucosylase protein 7. NCBI's taxonomy places the organism in Eukaryota, Viridiplantae, Streptophyta, Magnoliopsida, Rosales, Rhamnaceae. Gene Ontology annotation, biological process: xyloglucan metabolic process; cell wall biogenesis. Gene Ontology annotation, cellular component: cell wall; apoplast. Gene Ontology annotation, molecular function: hydrolase activity, hydrolyzing O-glycosyl compounds; xyloglucan:xyloglucosyl transferase activity. The transcript is spliced from 3 exons. The record is from RefSeq and is a predicted model, not a curated record. The coding region runs from base 233 to 1150 and encodes 305 amino acids.
CCUCAAACUAUGGCUCCUCUCCUCUAAAUCAUGGUAUUCCAUUUUUUGAUUUGACUCCAACAACCAUUCAUAUACAGCUCAUUUUUGGCCAUCUUCAACCACUCUAUAUUCCAAUCUCCCCAGUUGUCCCUCAAUUUCUCACUUCCUAUAUAAAAUCCAUUUUCUUCGUUUUCAUUCCAAUCGCAACUUUUCAUCCAAUUAGCAUCAACCUAAUCUAGCUUGGUACCUAGCCAUGGCUACUUUUUAUUCUUCUUCCAAUAGUAUUAUUGUUUCAGCAAUAAUAUUGAAGCUUCUGGUUUCUCUUGUGGCAUUUUGCUGUUUUAUGCAUGGCUCCUCUGCUAACUUCUACCAAGACUUUGAUAUUACUUGGGGAGAUGGUCGCGCUAACAUACUUGAUAAUGGCGAUCUUCUUACUCUCUCCCUCGACAAAGCCUCCGGAUCCGGUUUCCAAUCCAAGAAUGAGUAUCUCUUUGGAAAGAUCCAUAUUCAGCUCAAGCUUGUCCCUGGUAACUCUGCUGGUACUGUAACUGCCUAUUAUUUUUCUUCACAAGGACCAGCCCACGAUGAGAUAGACUUUGAAUUCUUGGGUAAUGUAAGUGGGCAACCUUACAUUCUUCAUACUAAUGUGUUCAGCCAGGGAAAAGGUGAUAGAGAGCAGCAAUUUUAUCUCUGGUUCGAUCCCACUGCUGAUUUUCACACCUAUUCCAUCCUUUGGAAUCCUCAACGCAUUGUCUUUUCUGUGGAUGGUGUUGCCAUUAGAGAGUUCAAGAACUUGGAAUCAAUUGGAAUUCCAUUCCCGAAGAAUCAGCCAAUGAGGAUAUACUCUAGCCUUUGGAAUGCGGAUGAUUGGGCAACAAUGGGUGGACGGGUUAAGACAGACUGGACCCAAGCCCCUUUCAUAGCUUCUUAUAAGAAUUUCACAGCCAACGCUUGUGUUUGGUCUUCAGGAACAUCUCAAUGUGGUUCAAAUAAUUCUCCUUCUUCUUCUUCUGGUUCAGACAAUAAUAAUGAAUGGCUUUGGGAAGAGCUUGACUAUGCAAAUGCAGGGAGGAUGAAAUGGGUGCAAGAGACCUUCAUGAUCUACAACUACUGCACUGAUUAUAAACGAUUCCCUCAAGGCUUCCCUCCUGAAUGCUCGGCCACCAAUUAGUAUGUCCAAUCUAUACAUAUACAUAUAUAUAUAUAUAUAGAGAUUGGACAACCACACACAUUUUCCGAUUCAUUAUUUAUAUAUAUACAUUUGUUUGCUGGAUUGGCUUGCAUUAUAUAUUUCAAUUCUUUUGUAUUUUAUUGUUUUGUGUCCCUAAUAAAGUACCAAAUAUUUUAUAUAUAAAAAAAAUGUACCAAAUAUGUUCUUGGAGUGUAAUACUUUAUAUAUGGAGUGUAGAGUGCUUAUUUGCCGAGGUUAAUUAUAAUGCAAUAAUGAAGACCUAGUAUUGGUUUCUUUUUUAAUA